AUGCGUGGGGUGACCAUUCUCAAAGCGGAGGAUGAUAAAACUAGGGCCUUAAAUCCACACACUUUGAUGGCGUUCUCCGGGGAGGCGGGAGAUACUGGUAUGUUUCAUCGAUGGAAAGCGGGACGUAGGAGUUGGAUUAGUUGGUGGAAUGAGCUAAUGGAUGCUGGUAUAUGUGUGCGCGCGAAUAGUCCAGUUUGCGGAAUAUAUUCAAGCUAAUGUGCAGUUGUAUGGGAUGAGGAAUAACUCUAAAUGGCAGCUAUCUCCCAGCGCUGUUGCUAGUUUUGUGAGGCGCCAACUUGCGAAGACCUUAAGGAGCCGGGUAUAAAUUCUUUCCUUACGGUUUGGUGUUUUGGGUUCCUGACUUGGAUGGGUAGAGCCCCUACUACGUCAACCUUCUUAUCGGGGGAUUCGACUGCACUACUGGAAAGCCCCAUCUUUACUGGCUAGACUACCUAGCGUCAUCGGCGGCUGUACCUUAUGCUGCUCAUGGAUAUGCUCAGUACUAUUGUUUGUCGAUUCUGGAUAAGCAUCAUCAUCCUGAUAUCACCUUGGAGGAGGGGAAGAAGUUGAUGAAGAUGUGUCAUGAUGAGGUCCGUAUCCCUCAUUACUAUUUAGUUUGGCGGCUGGAUUUUGUUAAUAUGUGGAUAUAGCUGGUCAAGAGGUUGCCGAUAGACUUCAAGGGAUUGACGGUAAAGGCAGUCACGAAGAAUGGUGUGGAAGUUGUCCAGAUUUAAGGUUCUGUGCAUAGGCGGUUCGCGUUAUUGUUUAAUGUAGAAACUUUAAUCGCGGAUUAAAUAACCUCACUGAUAUCCAAUGCGCCUUGAUCUCUUCGG
Messenger RNA from Tuber aestivum (summer truffle), 833 nucleotides. Lineage: Eukaryota; Fungi; Ascomycota; Pezizomycetes; Pezizales; Tuberaceae. The record is from the annotation of a GenBank genome assembly.